UAUGACCAAUACAAAUGAAUCAUUUCAAAAAAGGGGCUAAUCCCAUUUCCUUUGAUUAUUAUCAGAGGCCAAUCUGAAAAUCUCAAACCUAGCCCACUUCAAUGCACUUAACAACUUCCUCUUGGUUCAAGCUUUAUUGUCAAUACUUGAUUCAAUACAUUCCAUCAAUUACAUACAAAAAACAAAGUUAACCAAAAGAACACAUUAGGUUAAUUAGGGUUUAAUAUGGAAAUUGGGGGAAUCGCAAUUGGGAUUUGCUGAAAAAGUUGGAGGGAAAGUGAAGCGGGCCUUAAAAAUUGAAAUUUAGGGUUGUGGGAAUCGUUGAGCAUUAGCGGCGACAUUAAGGUUAUUAGGGGCGGACCAUUCCGCCCCUAAUAUUCCUUUAUACAUAGAUGAAAUCCGGUUUAUCUGAGUCUCAUUCUCCAUUCUCCAUUUUCUCCAUUCUCCGACCCCAAACCCCAAAAUCAUCUAUCCCAACCUCACCAUCAUUUUCACCGGUGUAAGGGCCGGCCGCCUAAGAGGGUGGAGGAGUUGUUUUUAGGGUGAGUAUAAAAUGUCUACAAAUGUUGCAAGUAAUCACAGUGGAGAAGAUAACAGUCAGAACCUAAUAGAUCCUACUAGGAUCCCAACCACAUGCAAGACCUCUGAAGAACCAAUAGGUCCCAACAAAAAGGGUCUUGAGCUAAUUUCAGAAGAUAGAAAAUCAGUUCUUAAUGUUGAUCAGAUUCAAAAACUUAAACAUGUGCUUGGUGAGAGGAGAAGUUACAUUCGAGGGGUUGGCCGCAUAUCAAAACGUAAAUCUUCAAUCUAUUACUCUCAGCACAUUAAACAAUCGCUUGAGAAAAUACAAAGAUUGAAAAAAUUGGAGGGACUCAUAAGUGAAGUGCAAAAGCAAGUUCAACACAUUACUCAAAAGCUUCAAACCAAGGAACAUUUACCACAACACAAAAAGAGAGAGGAGCCAAUUCAAACUCAUGCUCAAAUGCAUUCAACUAGGCCGUCUCAAAUACCGCCACCACCAACACCAUUGCAGCAGGCUAAGCCUCAACCCGGGCAUACAACUGAGGAAGUAGUAGGUAAUACAGUGUGGGAAAAGCUUGAAGAAUUCUGUACAAGCAACGAGCUCAAGAGAAGAGCUCUCAGGGAAAUUGCUAGUUAUGUGGAAGAAAAUGAUGCUAGUAUAAUGAAAUUCUUUAAUCGUAUGGAUGUUACCGGUAGAGGAAAGGUUAACAUGGAUGAACUAAUUGCUGGAUUCAAAGUUUCAGCAAGUCCAUCGAUUGAACUCAUAAUGAAUGCUGGUGAUGUAAAUGAGGAUGGAUAUUUGGACUUUAAAGAAUUUGUGGGCAUAUUUGUUAGGCUAAGAAUUAUUGGCAAGGAUGAGAAACACAUUCACAUAGCCUUUGAUUUUUUCGACAAAAACGAAAGUGGAUACAUAGAAAUCGACGAGCUACGACAUUGUUUCAUUGAUAAAUUUGAAGAAAACGUUGAAGAAGUUGUUGAAGCCAUUAUGGAAGAUGUAGACAUUGAUAAGGAUGGAAUGAUAAGUUACGAUGAGUUUUCUGCAUUUAUGAAAUAUGGUACAAGAAAAGCAGAAAGGCAGUGUAGUUCCGAGAGUGGUUCAACACACUCAGUUUGAAAUGUUAAACAAUUAUGAGAAUAGAUAGAAGUGGAAGAACCAUAUAGAGUAAUUUACUUUUGUUAUUGUUAGAGAGUUGCACAAUGUGUUGUUUGUUUCUGAGUGUUUGAUAUGUUGUUUGUAAACGAUUUGUUGGUAAUUAUGAAGUUGUUUCUACCAACUAAA
This is a messenger RNA of Cannabis sativa, 1801 nucleotides long. Its product is annotated as calcium-dependent protein kinase 32. The coding region runs from base 554 to 1636 and encodes 360 amino acids. The transcript is spliced from 8 exons. NCBI's taxonomy places the organism in Eukaryota, Viridiplantae, Streptophyta, Magnoliopsida, Rosales, Cannabaceae. The record is from RefSeq and is a predicted model, not a curated record. Gene Ontology annotation, molecular function: calcium ion binding; calcium-dependent protein serine/threonine phosphatase regulator activity.